Messenger RNA from Oncorhynchus gorbuscha (pink salmon), 1280 nucleotides. RefSeq lists its product as uncharacterized. Gene Ontology annotation, biological process: synaptonemal complex assembly. The coding region runs from base 43 to 741 and encodes 232 amino acids. The record is from RefSeq and is a predicted model, not a curated record. Gene Ontology annotation, cellular component: synaptonemal complex. Lineage: Eukaryota; Metazoa; Chordata; Actinopteri; Salmoniformes; Salmonidae. The transcript is spliced from 10 exons.
CUGAGGGAAAGACCGCAGACAGUUACCUAUAUCUGAAAUGUUAUGAGAAUUUAUUUACACGAUAAAAAGGUCGUUUUCUCUCUCUUUUUGGAAGGAGAAAUCAAAGUAUUCAAAAUGAGCGUGUAUGUAGGUUCAUCUUUUAAUGUUGAGGAUGUCCUUAGACCUUCUACGAAAGAGGGUGGGCAUGAAGAUGUAGAGCCCAAAGUUGAGCAGCUGAUGAAUAAACUUAAAAGGCUGCAACAAGGUAAGAGAGCUAUAGAGGAGGAGGUGAAAGAGGCCCAGUCACUCAGAGACUCUCUGCAGGAAGAACUCGAUGCCCUACAGACGGAAGCUUACCAACUGGAGGGAGUCCACAAAGAGAAAGAAGAGUCGUGCAUGGUGCUGCAGUUCCAGUGUGAAGAGAUGGAACAGGACUCUACCAGGCAGCAGCAGCUUAACAGGAAGAGUGAGGACCUGAUAGAACAGUACAGAUGUCAGAUCCAGGAGACUAAACUCAAACACAGGAAACACCGGAUGAAGUUUGAAAACCAGCUCCAGCAGCUGAUAGAGCAGCAUAAGAACCUGCACUCUGUCUUUAGCCCAGACAGACUGCCUGCUGAAAUAGAGAGCGUUGAAAACGCCAAGUCUCAGCUGCUGAAGGCUGAACAGCUGAAGUUGUCUCAGCUCUGCCAUCUAGAGGAGGCGCUGGAUGAGGCCAGGAGGCAGACUUCGACUGACACAGCAGACAAACACACAGACUGAACCCUGGAACUGUACACUGUAAAAACGACCACUGUGUACAAUUACAAGUAUUACCAUGGCUCAUAGUUAGAGAGGGUUCCAUGGGUAGAAGCAAAGUUGUGAAUGUUUUGUGAUUGUUCUUCUGCCCUUGAUGUUGUGUAUUGAGGUCCCCCUGUUUGAUGUUGUGUAUUGAGGUCCCCCUGUUUGAUGUUGUGGUUCUGAAUCAUUUGUACGUCAUUCUUUAUUAAUUAUUUAUUUGCUGCUGAGCAGUCUGCUUUUAACAUUUACAUUUAAGUCAUUUAGCAGACGCUCUUAUCCAGAGCGACUUACAGAUUAAACAGAUUAAAUACAGUUGUCUAUGCUGGUUGAGGGUUACGUGUUUGUGGAUUGAGAGUCUCACACGGAUAAGAAUAAACAAACAUCACCAACAUGAAUGCAACACAGACAGUCACCAGUGGUGUAAAGUACUUAAGUAAAAAUACUUUAAAGUACUACUUAAGUCGUUUUGGGGGGUAUCUGUACUUUACUAUUUAUAUUGUUGACAACUUUUACUUUUACUU